CUGAAAAUGGUGCCCUGCAGCAUAGGUUUUGCAGUCCCUUUAAAAGACAUAGAUAACUCAACUUUUUUCAGAUGGGCAAGAUGGAGGAGGAAGAGCAUCUUCUGGAGAGCAACAAGCAAAACAGCCAUGGUGGCUUCAAGACCAUGUCAUGCAUCAUUGCAAAUGCAGCACUUGAGAAGGCAGCCACAUUUGGUCUGAAUGCUAAUAUGAUACUGUACUUGGAAAAUGAGUAUCAUAUGGGCUUAGUCACUGGCACAAAUAUAAUCACUUUGUGGACUUCAGCAAGCAAUUUCUUGCCUGUUCUUGGUGCUUUUCUUGCUGAUUCUUCUGUUGGUCGCUACUCGAUGAUCGCCUUUGGAGCCAUUGUUGGACUUCUGGGAACGAUUUCGUUAUGGCUAACAACCAUAAUUCCGCAAGCAAGGCCUCCUCUUUGCGGUGAUUCUACUACAUCAUGCAACUCCUCCACAACUUUUCAAGUGGUUUUCUUAUGUUUCUCUCUCGGACUCAUAUCAAUUGGCGCUGGGGGCAUCCGUUCAGCUUCAAUGGCCUUUGGUGCAGAUCAAUUAGUCCACGGAAAUAAUGAUAAUAAGAAAAGUUUGGGUGCCUUAGAAAGUUACUUUGGCUGGUAUUAUGUUGCUUCCUCGGUUGCAAUUAUCAUUUCCUUAACUUUUGUUGCCUAUAUACAAGAACACUUGGGUUGGCAAGUUGGUUUCGGGAUUCCUGCUGUGUUCAUGUUGUCAGGAGCCAUGUUAUUCUUUUCGGCUUCUUCAAUAUAUAUCAGAGUAAAGGAUAGAUCAAGCCUGUUCACCAGCUUCUUUCAAGUGAUUGUAGCAUCGUACAGAAACCGACAUUUUAUAUCAGCCUCAGAGGAAAAUAACGUCUACCAUCAUAAGAAGGAAUCAGCACUUGUUGUCCCAAGCGAGAAGCUUAGGUUUCUUAACAAGGCCUGUAUUGUGGGUGAUCCUGAAAGAUACUUGACUGCCAACGGAGACAUUCUGGAUCCAUGGGGUCUUUGUACAGUUGAUCAAGUGGAGGAGCUAAAAGCCGUACUCAAGGUGAUUCCAUUGUGGAUAACUGGAGUCCUAAUGUCUGUAUCCGUGAGUCCUGGAAGCAUAAUAUUAGUCCAAACAAUGGCCAUGGAUCGCCACAUCACAUCAAGCUUUGAAAUCCCAGCAGCAUCGCUAAGCAUCUCUUUUUUCAUUUCUUGUGUCUUAUCUGUUGUUUUUUAUGACCGGAUAAUUGUUCCACUAGCAUCAAAAUUAAAGGGAAAAUCUUUUUGUUUCACCUCCAAACUGAAAAUGGGGAUUGGAAUUCUCAUGUCUAUCUUAUUCAUGGCUGUCUUGGCAUUCAUAGAAUAUACACGACGAGGAAUUGCAAUUCAACAAGGACUAGUAGACAAUCCAGAAGUCACGGUAAACAUGUCAGCUCUGUGGCUUAUACUACCGUACUGUCUAAUGGGAAUCGGAGAGGCCAUGAACUCUAUAGGCCAAUAUGAGUUCUUUUACUCGGAGUUCCCUAAAAGCAUGUCAAGCAUAGCUGCAACUCUCCGUGACUUAUCAAUGUCAGCCGGAGGCUUGCUAGCAACUGUAAUGCUGAACAUCAUCGAUCAGGCUACGAGUCGAGGAGGGAAGCCAAGUUGGAUAUCCAGCAACAUAAACCAGGGUCACUAUGAUUACUUUUACUUGGUCAUUGCUGGACUUGGGAUUAUCAACAUGUUAUAUUAUCUUCUUUGCAGCUGGGCUUAUGGUCCUUGCGAAAUGGCUGCAGUAAAGGUUCCUCAGAAACAAGAUGAAAUAGUUCAUGACUCAUGUAGUUAGUUCAAGAGUAAGAACCUGCUUAUUCCAUGUAUUCUAUACUAGAAAAUUUAGUUAUUCCAGACUAUUUAGUAAUGACCCUAUAUACACUAGAAAAUUUCCGGGCUAA
Messenger RNA from Daucus carota subsp. sativus, 1923 nucleotides. Its product is annotated as protein NRT1/ PTR FAMILY 1.2. Bases 72 to 1817 code for a protein of 581 amino acids. The transcript is spliced from 4 exons. NCBI's taxonomy places the organism in Eukaryota, Viridiplantae, Streptophyta, Magnoliopsida, Apiales, Apiaceae. Gene Ontology annotation, biological process: transmembrane transport. Gene Ontology annotation, molecular function: transmembrane transporter activity. Gene Ontology annotation, cellular component: plasma membrane. The record is from RefSeq and is a predicted model, not a curated record.